Molecule: messenger RNA, 2277 nt
Organism: Paramisgurnus dabryanus
Lineage: Eukaryota; Metazoa; Chordata; Actinopteri; Cypriniformes; Cobitidae
Biological process (GO): regulation of transcription by RNA polymerase II
Molecular function (GO): RNA polymerase II cis-regulatory region sequence-specific DNA binding; DNA-binding transcription factor activity, RNA polymerase II-specific
Source: RefSeq, a predicted model, not a curated record
AGAAGUAAGAGCUCGCGUGUGGUGUGUUUGUGUAUCCUCAUUGUUUUUUUUCUCGUGAGUGUUUUAUUGAGUGUAAACAGAGUCUUGUCUCUGUGUAUUUUAGUGUUGAUGAUGAGAUGGAUGUGAUGUGCUGUAAAUCAGGAACUGAUCAGGGCUUACAGGAUGAGGAAUCUACUGAUCAAACCUCCACAGAGUCUCUGGAUUCUGUCUGGAACGCUGGAGAACAGCAGCAGAUCCUGCAGACCAAACUCAAGAUGUGUUCAGUCAAACUCAUCGACUUCAGGAACCUCAUGAUGAAGAUCAAAACUGAACCCACAGAAAUAAAAACUGAACCCACACCUGAGGAAUAUGAAGACAAUCCUAUUGAUGGUCAUGAUUUUAUUCUGGCAGAUGUGAAGAGUGAAUUAUGUUUGGAUGGAGAAAUAACAUCCUCAAGUCUUUCCUGCAUCACUGGUGGAGAGACAUUGAGCUCACAGAGACAUUUAAAGAGAAAAAAACACAAAGAACAGAAGCAUCAUCUGAAGAGACACACCAAUAAGAAACCGUAUCAGUGCAGUGAAAGUGGAAAAACCUUUAGGCAUUUAAGGUUAUUAAAAUCGCACCAGACUAUUCACUCUGAGAAACCCUUUCAAUGUUCACACUGUGAUAAACGUUUCUGUUAUAAAUCUCAUCUGAUAGCCCAUGAGAGAAUUCACACUGGAGAGAAACCUUACGUCUGUAGUGUUUGUGGGAAGAGUUUUAAUCAACAUCAACAUUUAGUGUCACACCAGAGAACUCAUACAGGUGAAAAACCUUACAAAUGCUCUCACUGUGGGAAGACGUUUGCUUAUUUAGCUUCCUUAAAAGUCCAUGAGAGAAUUCAUACAGGAGAGAAACCUUACGUCUGCUCGAUCUGUGGAAAGAGCUUCUCAGAUCACAAUGCCUUUAGAAUCCAUCAGAGAGUUCACACUAAAGAGAAACCUCAUCACUGUGAUGUUUGUGGGAUGAGUUUUUAUCAACGUGUCAAUUUAGUGAAUCACCAGAGAAUUCAUACAGGUGAAAAACCUUACAAAUGCUCUCAGUGUGAGAAGUCGUUUUCUCAGUCAGGUAACUUAAAAGUCCAUGAGAGACUUCAUACUGGAGAGAAACCUUACAAAUGCUCUCAGUGUGGAAAGAUGUUUGCUUAUUCAGCUUCCUUAAAAGUCCAUGAGAGAAUUCAUACUGGAGAGAAACCUCAUCACUGUAAUGAUUGUGGGAGGACUUUUAAUCUACGUCAAUAUUUAGUGUCACACCAGAAAGUUCAUACAGGUGUAAAACCUUACAAAUGCUCUCACUGUGGAAAUACGUUUGCUCAUUCAGCUUCCUUAAAAGUCCAUGAGAGAAUUCACACUGGAGAGAAACCUUACGUCUGCUCGAUCUGUGGAAAGAGUUUCUCUGAUCACAAUGCCUUUAGAGUCCAUCAGAGAGUUCACACUAAAGAGAAACCUCAUCACUGUGAUGUUUGUGGGACGAGUUUUAAUCAAAGUGUCAAUUUAGUGAGACAUCAGAGAACUCAUACAGGUGAAAAACCUUACAAAUGCUCUCAGUGUGAGAAGACCUUUGCUCAGUCAAGUAACUUAAAAGUCCAUGAGAGACUUCAUACUAGAGAAACCUUACGUCUGAGAGAGAUUCAGUAGUUUAACCUUCUAAGUGUGUUAGUAUAAUUCUGAAAAUAACAGAUCUGACACUGCUUCCAACUAACUUAUUAUUAAGGUAUAUCUACAAGAAUUAAACUACUUGAUCACAUUAGAUCUUAGUUGAAAUUUCAAUAUUAAUGGGUAUAUUUAAGCGUACAAGACUUAUAUUGAUCAAUGGGAUUAACAUUGACAAACAUUUUUUUUUAUAUUCUUUCAAUCGUGGCUUGCCAUCUGGGAAUGUAUCUUCACACAGAAAUCAAAGACAACGCAAACUUACAACCUCCAAAGAUGUAAUGAUAAAUAAAUAAACAAACACCACUCUGUAAAACUAUGGGUAUUUAAAGAAAGCUGGCAGAGAAUUCUGUGAAUCUGUAAACAGAUUUCCCGAACAAACGCUGUGUAGUUCUCAUGGCCAGGUAACAUUUCUAAACUCUCUCAUUUUAUACUAUUAAGGGUUUCUGUGUGAUUGAUCAAUGUAUUAUAUUGCUUUAAUUGGAUUUUGAAUUGAAUGUUUAAAUAAUUGGAUUAUUGGCAUUUCUUAUGAUUGGUUGUUUUAUAUUAGUUGAAUUAAGUUUUGAAUUAUCAUGUUUCAUUACAUGGCUAAUAAAAUGUUACAUUUGGA